AUGUCCUUUGAGCACAGCGUCACGGCCUUCCACUUGGCGCUCGCCGACCGCCACAUCGCCCGCGUCUGCCGCGCGCUCGACGCCCUGCGCGCCCCGUCGUCCCCCCCGACGUCCCCCGCGACGUCGGCCGUCCGCGACGAGAUCCGCCGCAGCUGCGACCGCAAAGCGCACCGCCUGCACGACCUCUCGCUCGCGCACCUGCGACGCGCGUGCACUGCCCGCGUCGACGUCGACGCAGCGCUCGCGGCCUUUGCGCACUGCGUCGUACUGGGCGCCGGCCCAAGCGCUGCUGCGCCCUUUGCCCACUGCCUCGAACGCCUCUUUGCGGCCCAAGCGCGCGCGUGUCUCGACCGCGUAACAGCGCAUCGCGCGACGGCGCGGGGCAACGCACAUGGCUACAUUGACCGCCUGCUGUACGUCGACGCGCUGCGUGAGCUCGUGACGGGCGCGACGGACAUUAUGAACGCAGUGGCCGACGUCGUGGGGCCGCGCGGCGACUCGUCGGUGACGCGGCGCGUGCUCGAGCCGAUCCACGAGUCGUGUGGCGCGACGGCGCUGGCGCUCGUGCAGCUGUACGCCGGCGACGCGCGCGUGGGCGCGUGGGAGCGGAAGGCGCAGGCGGCGGCAGACGACGCAGUGGCGGCGGACGAGAGUUUGCAGAUGAUGGACCUGUGUCUCGACGAGCUCACGUGUCUGCUGCGCGUGCUCGAGAGCUACGCAGCGUUUGUCCAGACGUUGUGGCCGGACGCAGGCACGACCGACGCCUGUGGCUUUCGCGCUCAAGUGCAGGAGCUCGCGGGCGUGUACGUGCUGCUCGAGCGCUUUUACGUGCGUCAGUCGGUGCAGAAAGCGACCGCUAUUGCCGAGCCGCAGGCACUCGAGGCCGGCGUGUACGUGUCGAGUGUCGUGGAAGACGUGUCGUUCGUGCUGAACAAGGCGUUCUAUCGAGCGUCGCAGUGCUUGACGUACCACACUGCCUUGUCUAUUGUGAUUGCGCUCGUAGACGCUAUGGAGUCGCUGUACUUGCCAGCUAUACUGGUGCUGCCUAGUCGACCGUGCGUGAUCCCAAUGAGCCUCGCCGAAGCAGCCUCGACAAGCUCGAUCGACGGUGGUAACGCCAGGGCGGAUGACAGCGCGACUGAUGCAGCAGUCGUGUCGUUCUCCGACGCACUGCUUCAGGCAGUCGAUGAAGAUCUAAAACGAGCUCUGCAGGAAGAAGCAAAGCUGUUUAUGACCAUCAACUCGGCGUUCAUGAGUGGCAAGUUUGUCCAAGCGCUGGAAGAAAAGAUUGACGAGUACUCACGCACGAGUUUUCCGCACGAAGCUCUGAUCCUCGACUGCCUGCCUACGCCCAUCCACGACAUGACAGAAGCCUUCCACUCGAUCGUGUCGAACGAGGUGCAGGAAGUGCUGUCUCGAUCCAUGCGAAAGCGAUUGCUGGAAGUGAUUCGACACUUGAUGGACGAGCAGCUGAAGUACGUGCUGACGUCAGCAGAGUACGAUGCGUUUGGCUCGCGGGGAUCGCCGCUGGUGCGACUGAUCGAGCGUGAAGUCAUGAAGAACUGCGAACUGCGGCGCUACGAACGUGCCCUCUGCAGCGCUCCAUUCGAAGACUUGGUUGAAGCCGUUGCGCAGGAGAUAACUAGUUGUCUAGAGAGCACAUUGCUGGCCGUCAAGAAACCUUGCAACGAAUUGGGGGCGCUGCAGCUCGAGCGUGAAGUGACUGAUAUCCUCGCGCUGCUAUCGACGUUGGUGGUCGAGAAGAGUCUGCGUGCAUCGUUUACGCGACUCUUUCAGCUGCUGUUCAUUCUGAACCUCACGCAGCCGUCGCACGUUGUCGACGACCUCCCGCGAUUACGGGAAGAGCUUUCUGUGGAUACGAUCGUCAAUCUAUUGCAACUGCGUGUGGACUUCGAGCCAGCAGACGUUGCGCUUGCCAUCGAGCAAGUGACGAAAGUGGACGCUGCGACAAGCGCUGGGAACGGUUCGAGCGCAUCGUAG
This is a messenger RNA of Hyaloperonospora brassicae, 2001 nucleotides long. NCBI's taxonomy places the organism in Eukaryota, Oomycota, Peronosporomycetes, Peronosporales, Peronosporaceae. The record is from the annotation of a GenBank genome assembly.